Messenger RNA from Branchiostoma floridae (Florida lancelet), 2094 nucleotides. Its product is annotated as synaptotagmin-15-like. The coding region runs from base 189 to 1556 and encodes 455 amino acids. The record is from RefSeq and is a predicted model, not a curated record. Lineage: Eukaryota; Metazoa; Chordata; Leptocardii; Amphioxiformes; Branchiostomatidae. Gene Ontology annotation, cellular component: membrane. Gene Ontology annotation, biological process: calcium-ion regulated exocytosis; regulation of dopamine secretion; regulation of calcium ion-dependent exocytosis. Gene Ontology annotation, molecular function: calcium ion binding; clathrin binding; calcium-dependent phospholipid binding. The transcript has 9 exons.
AAGAGCGAAUGUGAUCGCUCGGAAAAGAGUAGGCCUUAUGCAGCUAGCUGUCAGCGUCGUCACAGGGGACGGACCGGUUUUCGCUUCUUUAGCCGAAAGGACGUGUUUUUUUGCUGUGCUUUUAUUGGUAAACCAUUGCAGGCUCUAUCUGAUAGACAUAGGGUCCAGAAGAAGGAGAGCAUUUCAAGAUGGGGGACGAGGUCUCUCCUACAGAAUGGUGGCAAUCAAGACCUCCCCUCGACCGUAAGAAAGCGUCCACAGUGACCAUCGUGGCCUGCUCCAUCACGGGCGUGGUGCUCCUACUGAUCCUGGUGUACCUGGUGUACCGGGUCUAUAAGAAGCGAUGUGCCUACCAGGCCCCGUACGAAAAGAUCUACGGUCGUGGGGCGGGCGGGAAGGAGCACACCACCGUGGACAUGGACAGGAAGAACGUGCCACAACUCACUGUCAACUCCAGAAACGUCCAAGCGUUCGUGUUACCGAGCACGCCGCCGAAGAAGACCCGACAGUUCGACCGACCCGUCGUGUCGCCCCGAAUGGAAGGGACUUCGGGCGCACUCGGGGUGCCGAUCUAUCCCGACAGCGGCUCGGACUCGUCGUCGCCUCCAUCGAGGAGGUCCUCCACGGAGGGUCCUCAAAACAGUAUGUUUUCAUUGGGUGCGAUUGACCCCGACCUUUACAAGGCGACUCAGGACGAUUCGGAGACGAACUUUCCCGAAGACCACCUCGGGAGGGUUUGGUUCGCAUUGGAGUAUCAACGGGAGGCGGAGCGCUUACUGGUCAGCCUCAUCAAAAUAAAGAAUCUUCCAAGCCGCACACCGGGAAGCUCCAACGCCUGCGAUCCUUUCGUCAAGAUCUUCUUGUUGCCGGACGAGAGGAGAUUCGUGCAGUCCAAGUUCAAGAGGAAGACCACCAACCCCAAGUUCGACGAAAGUUUCGUCUUUCAGGUGUCGUACAAGGCCCUACAGACUCGCACCCUCCGGCUCACCGUGUAUGACGUAGACCGUCACAAGAAGCACAGGACUCUGGGUAACGUGCUGUACCCCUUCAAAGACUUCGACUAUGACGAUGGGCAGAAGAUCGUGCUGUGGAAGGACCUGGAGGAAAAAUCUAACAUGGAAACGUCGGAUCUCGGCGAGGUGCAGUUCUCGCUCACCUACAACAACCACCUGGAGCGGCUCACUGUGGUCGUGCUCAGAGCGAGGGGCGUCAAGAAACUGGCAGGGAUGGCUGCAGUAGAUUCCUGUGCGCGAGUAACACUAAUGAACAGCAACCAUGUACUGAAGACAAAGAAAACCAGCGUAGUCACCAACAGCAGUGACCCUCUGUACAACGAGAGCUUCAACUUCAAGCUAAGCCCCACGCAACUUGACACGUCCAGCUUGAGCGUUGCCAUAGUACAGGUCACCCCAGGAGACGAAGGAUCCGAACGGCAGGUUGGACGUGUAGUGGUCGGCCCAUUCAUGUACGCCCGCGGGAAGGAGUUAGAACACUGGACAGAGAUGGUCAACAACCAGAAAGACAUGGUCAAAAGAUGGCAUGCUCUCACACAGUGACGUCAUUCACCGCGGACUCCUCAUCGCCAGCUCUCGCGAGGGUACACGAGAACAUUUAGGAGCGUCGGCAGUUCUCGCGAGGGUAGACGAGAACGUUAGAGCCUCGCGAGAUUUUGAGAUUCAUGCACCUAAUGUCCUUAUAUUAAGAGCUUUAUGUCCUUAUAUUAAGAGCUUUAGAACCAAGGACCUUGAUCUGACCAGCCAGUGAGGACGUCAUAAGUGUUGUUGCUGUUUCAAAUUCAAAACCUUCGGAGGAAGCUCCAGACAAAUUUUUACGAAGUAGGCUCAGCCUCAGAGAGUCUCAGAGGCGUCGUGAAAAGAUUCAGGUUUACGUGUAACGGUGUAAGGCAAGUGUUAUAUCAUUUAGAAUGUUACUAGUGCUCUGAUUAUCAGACUUAUGCUCAGAAUAGUGUAAAUUGCCAUAUAGUCUGUCGUGUGUACGUGAAUCUUACAUGGAUAUACGGGUUUUCGUCACAACCCUAUAGUCAUUGACUACAGGCUGUAUAUGGCAAAGAAUAUAUUAUAUCAAUUCUAGACA